Messenger RNA from Ipomoea nil (Japanese morning glory), 1474 nucleotides. Its product is annotated as protein PIN-LIKES 3-like. The record is from RefSeq and is a predicted model, not a curated record. Gene Ontology annotation, cellular component: membrane. NCBI's taxonomy places the organism in Eukaryota, Viridiplantae, Streptophyta, Magnoliopsida, Solanales, Convolvulaceae. The transcript is spliced from 11 exons. Gene Ontology annotation, biological process: endoplasmic reticulum to cytosol auxin transport. The coding region runs from base 212 to 1423 and encodes 403 amino acids.
UGUAACUGAUUUGUAUUCUUCUGGGUUUUACUAGUAGUGUUUUAGUGUAAUAAGAAGCUGAAAUGGUGGACUUUUCUUCUCCAUAUGUGGGGAAUAGAAGGAAGCUUUGAAAUGUGACAUUGUUAGUUGGCUGCAUUUAUUCAUCUUUCUGAAUCUUGGUUGGUUUACAGAAGAAGAGUGUGAACCCUAGGAUUCCUCUAAGAAAAUCUUGAUGGCAUUCUUGGAUUUGUUUGUGGUGGCACUCAUGCCGGUUCUGAAAACACUUAUCAUUACGGCCAUUGGAUUGGUUCUUGCGUUUGAGCGUGUGGAUAUCUUGGGGGCAUCUUCAAGGCACCAUUUGAACAAUCUUGUGUUUUAUGUGUUCACUCCGGCGCUUGUGGCUAGCAGCCUCGGAGAGACAAUAACAGCAAGCAGCAUAGUUAAAUUAUGGUUCAUGCCUGUGAACAUCCUUUUAACAUUCGCCAUCGGAUCAGCUCUCGGUUGGAUCCUAGUCAAGAUCACAAGAGCCCCCAGAGAACUACAUGGUCUUGUAAUCAGCUGUUGUGCUGCAGGGAAUUUGGGGAAUCUGCUUCUCAUCAUAAUCCCAGCAGUGUGUGAAGAGAGAAACAGCCCGUUUGGAGAUCCCACGACGUGCUCUACCAAUGGAAAAGCCUAUGCAUCACUUUCAAUGGCAAUAGGGGCUGUUUAUAUAUGGACUUACAUAUAUAACAUAAUCCGGGCUUAUGGAACCCCGCGAAUGAAUUCUAGUACUGACAUAAUGGGUUCUGGCUUCUUAGAUAGCUGCAGAGAAGCUUUACUUUCAAGUCAUAGUUUGAAAUAUGAUCAAGAUGAAGAAGCUCAAAUAGUAUUUGAGGAAGAAGAGAAACCUUCUGAACUGAAGAGGCUUAGACAAAAUGUGAAAAUGUGGGCAGACAAGAUCAACCUAAAAAUGAUGUUUGCACCCUCCACCAUUGCAACAAUAGUUGGGAUUGUGAUCGGAGUAGUGUCGUUUCUACGAAAGCUGAUAAUUGUAGACAACGCUCCGCUUCAUGUUAUCGAUAGCUCUGCAGAUAUGUUGGGGGAUGCAGCCAUACCGGCUAUGACACUCAUAGUUGGAGCAAAUCUUCUUAGAGGGCUAAAGAAAUCAGCAAUUGGGGGAUGGGUUGUGAUAGGGGUUCAGGUGGUGAGGUUCGUUCUGCUACCUUUAUGUGGCAUUGGCGUCAUCACUUUGGCUCGACAUUUUGGGUGGGUGGGAUCGGAUUCUUUAUACCACUUCGUUCUCUUGUUGCAAUAUGCACUUCCUUCUGCCAUGGGUAUAGGUACAAUCACACAGUUGUUUGAGGUUGGGGAGAGUGAGUGUUCAGUGAUUAUGCUGUGGAACUACUCUGUGGCUUCACUUGCUCUUACUCUUUGGACCACAUAUUUCAUGUGGAUUUUGUCUUGACUUUCUUUGCCUUGUAAAAGUUAAGGAAUAUUGGGAGAAAGAGGAGAAGGA